UAAUUUAUGACGGGCUCGGGCUGUGAGCAAAGGUUACCCAAACGUCCUCGUGGACCCACUGCUCUUUAGGAUUGACGCACAUAAGACAGUGUGAGAGGCUAGGAUUUGAUGACUUCCCAGUUGAUGUCCUGAGAACGUGUGAGUAUUCAAAUUAUGCUUCGAUCGGAAGACAGAUUUGCAAAUAAAGCAAAUUCAUUCUAUCAAUAUUUUGAUUGUAACAUUAAUGUGAUGCAGCACAAACUUAAGGAUCUUGGGGGGAAAACAACCACAACUCUUUAAGAGGGAAACACUCAAUAUAAAUACACAAUAGCAGCUGUAUAUACUUCUUCAUGUAAUGGACCUUAGUCACUAACAUAACAUGAUUCAUAUUAUUCAUUAACUCUUCUUUAUCAUUGAUAACUGAACUACUGAAUGAUUCACUUUCCAACGCACAGCCAAGCCCAUUACCUGAAAGUAAACUUGAAAUGAUUUUAUGUCUAAAAGUAGCAGGGUAAGUUUGAACAAGUUUGCUAGUAUAGCUUCUCCUUUUUAUUUACUUUCUUUUUUAGCUGACUAGGAGCAGACAGCUGGAAGGAAAUGGAGUCCAAUGAGGCCAGUGUUCAGUACAACCGCUGGAGUGAAGACAACAUGAAUAUGCCAGUACCGCAGUCACAGUCCAGACUGACUGGACUCUAUAACAGGCUGUGCACUGGACGGCUGGGUAUCGUACUGAAAGUGGCAGCAUCGUUGACCGUGAUGGUAGUUAUAUACAUAGUUGGAUACAUCACAGGAUACUACGUUCACAAAUGCUGACGAGGACACUCCACGUAUCUGGAAGGAACUGGAUAUUGAAAAAAAAAAAAAAAAAAAACUGGCUCUUUUUGGAAACAUGAAUUAUGUCCAUAAAGGAAACAUUGUAUAAGA
Molecule: messenger RNA, 903 nt
Organism: Rhinichthys klamathensis goyatoka
Lineage: Eukaryota; Metazoa; Chordata; Actinopteri; Cypriniformes; Leuciscidae
Gene: smim1
Product: small integral membrane protein 1
Exons: 2
Coding region: 577-792 (71 amino acids)
Source: RefSeq, a predicted model, not a curated record